AUGUUCCCCUGGAAGAUUGCAAAAUCGGCGGAAGCCAUGUUCUCCCGCUGGGCUCUCAAGAGGGUUUGCAAAUUCUUCCUCAAGAAAAAAUUAGGACAGUUUAUUCUCGGCGAAAUUGACCUUGACCAGCUCGAUGUUCAACUUUCUCAAGGUACCAUUCAGCUCACCGAUCUCGCUCUCAAUCUCGACUUCAUCAACGCCAAGCUCGGUAAAACAUCAUCUAUAAUGGUAAAGGAAGGGUCAAUUGGAUAUCUUUUGGUUAAAAUGCCUUGGAGUGGUAAAGGUUGUGAGGUUGAAGUGAACGAGCUUGAACUCGUUGUUUCUCCCUGCGUAAAUAGAACCUCGACCACUGAAGAUGAAGCUUGUGGUUCUUCUAAUGUUGAUAAAGAUAAUUGUGAAAUCAAAUAUAGCUCAAAUAGGGCUAAUGAAACAGGAGAUGAUGCUAUGAAGUCAAUUUCAAUGGAUGUUCAUGAGGGUGUGAAAACUAUUGCAAAUAUGAUAAAGUGGUUGCUUACAAGUUUUCAUGUAAAAAUAACAAAUGUGAUUGUUGCGUUUGAUCCGAUUUUGGAAAAUGAUGAAGGAAGGGAAAUAGAUUGUCAUGGUACUUUAGUUCUUCGGGUUUCUGAAAUACAAUGUGGGACUAGUUUGUCUGAAGAUAAUGAGUCUAAGGUUGAUCUCCUUGGAAUAAGCCGGUUAACAAACUUUGUGAAGUUUGAUGGGGCGGUACUUGAGAUUCUCAAAAUAGAUAAUGAGAAGAACGAGUUACUGGGUCAACAUGUGUCGGAAGCAGGAUGUGGUGAAGCUGGUUUGGGGUCAACUAGAUCCACGUGUCCGGUCUUGACUGGGAAACAAGGUGGAUUUGGUGGAAAUAUAAAAUUAAGUAUUCCUUGGAAGAAUGGUUCCUUGGACAUUUGCAAGGUGGAUGCAGAUGUUUAUGUUGAUCCCGUAGUGUUAAGAUUUCAGCCUGGCUCAAUUGAGUGGCUAUUGAAAUCAUGGGAAACUCUUAAAAAUUUGAAUAUGGAUGCCAAUUGCAAGAAUCACGACUUAAGAGGGCCUUCACAUUUAAAUUCCGCGCUGUUGAAUCCUUCAUCAACUUUAGUUUCUAUUGCCAAUGUCACCGGUGAAAUGAUAACUGGCCAUGGUAGUUUACGUGCCGAUUGUGCCUCCUUGACUCAACCAGAAGAUCCAGAAUCCCCUGAAGCUCUGCUUCCUUCUGCUAAUCUUAUUUCAGACUGGGUGCCAUUUUCUACUCAUAUGGAUCUUAAAGAUGGUUUUCAAGAACCUGAUUUUGGGGCAAGCGUGGACCAGUUUUUUGAAUGUUUUGAUGGAAUGAGAAAUUCUCAAUCUGCUUUAGGGAGUAGUGGAAUGUGGAACUGGACAUGUUCGGUUUUCAAUGCUAUUACCGCUACAUCCAGCCUUGCUUCUGGAUCUUUGCAUAUUCCCUCUGAACAGCAUCACAUGGAAACCAAUCUCAGGGCUACUUUUUCAGGAGUAUCUGUUGUUUUAUCCUUCUGUGAUGAUGAACAGAGCUGUUUUUAUAAGUCUAAAAUUGGUAAUACAGUUGGGUCACAGAUUGAUUAUCUUGGUGCAGAGUGCAAUGAAAUUGUUGUUGCCUUGAAGGUAUGUCCUCAAAUAAUGACUUUUGAUGGGACAGUGAAGCAUGUAGAAGUUGCUAAUUUUUUGAACAUUGGAAGUGAUGCUGAAAAUCAGAGUGCUUUGGUUGGACAGUUACAAACUAAGGUCCUUGAUGCUCUCCCUUUGUCUACCUCUUACAAUCUAUAUUCAGAUUCAUUAAUUGGGCCAGUUGCAACAGACUUUCCAUUUGGAAAUAAGGAUUUCUUACUGAAAGUUACAUUGUUUAAAACUUCUGGUGUCACCAAUUGCAAAUUUACAGUGCAAUCAAGUUCUUCAGAUGGUUGUGUGACUGGGAUGACAUCAUUCUCACUGAACCUGCCCCCUUUUACUUUCUGGGUAAUAUUUUCUGUGAUAAAUGUGCUCACUAACCUGCUAAAGGAAAUUGGAAAAUCACUUGACGUGCAUAAUAAAGCCGAAGAGAUUUUUUCUGAAACCUCAGAUGAAAAGUGUGGAUCAUCUCAAAAUGACACAAAGCGAAGUUUCAGUCCCUGUGCGACAUCCUUCUCCAAUACAGAAUGCUUGCAUGGUGAUAUAUCAAUUUCUAGUGCAAGAGUAAUACUGUGUUUUCCUUUUGAUAAGGCUGGAGAUCGCGCUGCUUCAUUUUCCUGGGAAAAGUUAAUUGCUCUUGAUUUUAGUUCAUUGUCCCCUUUGAACAAGGGUUGCACCUCAGAUGGUAGCCAAACUUCAAGUGCAAGUUCAAAGAAAAGAUUUCCGUCUGUAGCAGCACAAUCUCUUCAGUUGAAUUUUUGUGAUCUAGAUGUAUACUUGAUCACAUCAACAAGUAGCGACAGUGGUAGAAUAAUCUCCAAUGAUGUGAAGAAUGAGAAAUUUUAUGGCAGCUGUUUUCUUUCCAUCCCUCGUAGAAGAGGGAGUUUCUCUGUUUUUCGGGUGGUUUGGCAGGAGGGUCAAGUGACUGGUCCUUGGAUUGCUAAGAAAGCUAGAUUAUUUGUUAAUUCAGAGCAAUCAAAGGGAAAAGAUGAUAUUGCCGGAAGAGGGUAUGAAUAUGCGUCUGCUUCAACGGUGAAAGAUUUGGAAGAUUGGAAGUCUCAAACUCAACAAGAGAUGAUUCUAAGCUCGUCAAUUCUCAUGCAUGUCCAUCUAUCUCAAGUUGUUAUUAAGGUGAAUGAUUCUCUAUAUAAAAGCAUAUACGAACUUUUACUUCAGAUGCUAAAUGCAACGGCAUGUGAGACUUCUCAGGAAGCCAAUGUGGAUAAAAAUUCUCCAGUCUCACAAUCAUCGGUAUUUUUAGAAUGUGAUUCUGUAGAAAUUCUUAUUAGUAGGGAUACAUCUGAGAGUAUCGAAAGCUCAAUCAAGAGUGAGCUUCCUGGACAAUGGCAUCAAUUCAAGCUGAAGGUUCAAAGGUUUGAGUUGCUAUCUGUUAGUAAUACAGGUGGUGUUAAGGCUGCGAGUUUCUUCCGACUAACCCAUGGCGAAGGCAAGUUGUAUGGGUCUGUUACUGGAGUUCCUGAUCAUGAGUUUCUUCUGAUUACUUGCAACAACUCCUCUGUGAAGCGAGGUAAUGGGGGAGGUUCUAAUGCAUUAUCCUCUAGAUGUGCUGGUUCUGAGAUCAUAUAUCUAUCUGACCCAGAGAUUUCUCAUAAAAUUACAUCUAUUGCUAUCAGCUGUUGCACAAUUAUUGCUGUAGGCGGUCGUGUGGAUUGGUUUGUUGUAAUAUCAUCCUUUUUCAGUUUGCCUGCUUCUAAUACUAAAGAUGCAGAUGAUACUAGUAUUUCAAAGAGGGAACAAGAUAUCUCUUACACGACUUGUUUUGUUCUCAGCUUGAUUGACAUUGCUUUGAGUUAUGAGCCCUUUAUGAAAAAUCUUGCUGGUCAGAGUGAGGUCCCUAAUUCCGUGUCUGGCUUUUCUUGCAUCAAAGAAGAUAUGGGGGAACAGUGUGUUUCUUGUCUGUUGGCUGCAUCCAGCUUGACUCUUUCAAGUUCAUCUAUGACAGACUCAGUUGAAAGUGUUUUUCAAAUUAGAGUGCAAGACCUGGGGCUUUUGCUUCAUUUAGUUUCAAAGCUUAAUUCUCUUCUGGACACUUAUAGUGUAGAGCAUCUUCAAAAGUCCGGGUAUGUUAAAGUUGCUCAGGAAGCUUUUCUGGAGGCAAUUUUGAAAACCAACUGUGCUUGUGGUCUUCUUUGGGAACUAAAAUUAUCUAAAUCUCACCUUAAUGUGGAAACUUGCUAUGAUACAACUGCUGCUCUGAUUCGUUUGGCUGCUCAACUUCAGCUAUUAUUUGCCCCUGAUGUCGAGGAGUCCAUUGUGCAUUUGCAGAAUAGAUGGGAUAAUGUUCAACAGGCACAGCAGAUCGAUGGAUUUAAUAAUGAAAACAAGCCUCUCAGACAUGACACAGCGACUUCAACGUCUGAGCAGUGCUCUCCAAAAACAUAUUCAAAGGAUGGAGCUAGUAUAGCUGGCUUGAUGGAUGAAAUAUGUGAAGAUGCAUUUCAAGUAAAUGACAAUAAUGCAUGGCAAUCAUAUUCUUUUGAAUCGGGAUUUUACAUUCCACACGAUAGAAACGGCUUAGUUGAGGUUGGUAAGUUGAAUUUGGAUGAACCUGAAGUUCUCUCUCCUGAACCUGUAUUAGGACCAGAAGGUAGUCACACUUCAUUUCUGCAAGACGGAUGCUUUCCAAAGAUUAUAGAAAGCUAUUGUUUGUCUGACUUACGCCCUCUCUCAGAGCUAUCUAUAGAUAUACAUUCUAAAGAGCUUUCUAAAAUCAAGCUGAGGAAUGUGUCACAUCGAGAGAUUGAAAGAGGAAGUGGUGGAUGGUAUGAAGGCAACUCUUCAAAAGUAUUAGAAAAUCACAUUUCAGAGGAAAAUGUAAAAACUGGACCAGUGAAGGCCGCACAUCAUGGCCUACUUCAUUCUAAUGAUUUCCCACCCCACAGCGAGAAUUGUGGACGCGUAAUUUUAAAAAAUCUUGAUAUAAGAUGGAAAAUGUAUGGCGGUUCUGACUUGGUUGAUUCGGGGAAAAAUGGACAACAUUCUGGGAGGAACACGUCUGUUUGCUUGGAGCUUGCACUGUCUGGGAUGAAAUUUCAGUAUGAUACAUUUCCAGUUGGUGGACUACAUGUAUCUAAGAUGUCUUUGUCAGUUCAAGAUUUUUUUCUGUAUGACAGAAGCCAAAAUGCACCUUGGAUACUGGUGCUAGGGUAUUAUUACUCAAAGGGCCAUCCUAGGGAAUCUUAUUCAAAAGCAUUUAAGUUGGACUUGGAGGUAGUAAGACCAGAUCCUCUAACUCCCCUUGAGGAGUACAGGUUAAAUGUUGCUUUUCUACCUAUGCUAUUACAUCUACAUCAGUGCCAGCUCAAUUUUCUUGUUGAUUUCUUUGGAAGGAAAAACCCAUUAAAUGACCACUUUCCUAAUAAUUGUCAUGAUUCGGAGGGUUCAAAAUCAUUUACUGAGAAAAGUAAAGAUCAUGCAUGCCAUUCAAUCACACAAGAGGCAUUGCUUCCUUACUUCCAGAAACUAGAUAUACGGUCUAUUAUUGUUCGCGUGGAUUACAGUCCUAAUCAUGUAGACCUAGCAGCAUUAAGGUGUGGGAAAUAUGUAGAACUUGUAAAUCUUAUCCCUUGGAAGGGUGUCGAGCUUAACCUGAAACAUGUUCAUGCUUCUGGCAUCUAUGGUUGGAACAGUGUUGGCGAAACAGCUUUAGGGGAGUGGCUGGAAGAUAUAUCUCAGAAUCAGAUUCAUAAAAUACUGCGGGGGCUUCCCACUGUACGAUCAUUAAUUGCAGUUGGGACUGGUGCUGCUAAGCUGAUUUCGUCACCAGUAGAGAACUACAAGAAGGAGCGGAGAGUGAUCAAAGGUUUGCAGAGAGGUACAAUUGCAUUUCUUAGAAGCAUUUCGCUUGAAGCUGUUGCACUUGGAGUUCAUCUAGCUGCUGGAGCACACGACUUUCUUGUCCAAGCAGAAUAUAGUCUUUCAAGCAUACCACCUUCAGUUGCUUUGCCUGUAAAUGAUAAAUCAAAGACUGGCGUUCGAUCUAAUCAACCUAAGGACGCCCAACAAGGAAUUCAACAGGCUUGUGAGAGUCUCAGUGAUGGCCUGGGUAAAUCUGCUUCGGUGUUAGUUCAGAACCCUUUGAAAAAGUUCCAGCGCGGUUCAGGUGCAGGACCUGCCUUGGCUUCUGCUGUUCGAGCAGUUCCUGCAGCUGCCAUAGCUCCUGCUUCGGCCUGUGCAAGUGCUGUACACUAUGCUCUUCUUGGAUUUAGAAAUAGCCUUGAUCCCGAACGCAAAAAGGAGUCCAUGGAGAAAUAUUGUCCAACACAACCCUGGGAAGAAGACUGA
Molecule: messenger RNA, 5928 nt
Organism: Lathyrus sativus (Indian pea)
Lineage: Eukaryota; Viridiplantae; Streptophyta; Magnoliopsida; Fabales; Fabaceae
Source: the annotation of a GenBank genome assembly